Messenger RNA from Lolium rigidum, 1143 nucleotides. RefSeq names its product pentatricopeptide repeat-containing protein At5g55840-like. The transcript is spliced from 2 exons. Lineage: Eukaryota; Viridiplantae; Streptophyta; Magnoliopsida; Poales; Poaceae. The record is from RefSeq and is a predicted model, not a curated record. The coding region runs from base 26 to 931 and encodes 301 amino acids. Gene Ontology annotation, molecular function: protein binding.
AAUUGCAGUCAAGUUCUUGGAAAAGAUGGUCUUAGAAGGCAUUUAUCCUGAUAAGUUAGAUUUUGACUUACUCAUAGCUGCAUGUAGUGAAAAAUCUAGGAUGCCUAAUGCUUUACAGCUUUUCAACUGUAUGAAGCGGUUAUAUAUGUCACCUAGCAGCAGAGCAUACAGUGCCAUGAUAAAUGGAUUAAUCAGGAAAAACUGGUUGCAGCAGAGUUGUGAUGUUUUACGUGACAUGGUUGAAAGUGGGCUUGAACCAAAGCAUACACACUAUAUUGCCUUAAUCAAUGCAAAAUGCAGGAUUGGGGACAUCAAUGGAGCAUUCAGGCUUAAAGAGGAAAUGGCAGCUCUUGGUGUUGUGCCAGCUGAAGUUGCUGAAAGCUCAAUUGUUAGAGGUCUUAGUAAAUGUGGAAAGGUUGAAGAGGGUAUCAUAGUUUUCUGUAGCAUAAUACGUGCAGGAUUGGUGCCAACCAUUGCUACUUUCACUACCCUAAUGCAUGGUCUGUGUAAAGAAGGCAAGAUUGUUGAUGCUUUGGACCUCAAAAGGUCAAUGGAGUUGUAUGGAUUGAAGAUUGAUGUUGUCACCUAUAAUGUUCUAAUCACAGGUCUGUGCAAGAAUCAGUGUGUUUCUGAUGCAUUAGAUCUUUAUGAAGAGAUGAAAUCUAAGCAACUUCAACCGAACCUUACAACAUACACCACAAUAGCUGGAGCCAUCUAUGCAUCAGGCAGAAUUCUGGAGGGAGAGAAACUACUCAAUGAUAUAGAAGAUAGGGGCUUUGUUCCCUCAUAUAAGGAUCAAAGUCCUGAAUGGAGGUUGAAAAAUGCAGUGAGGAAGUUAGACAUGAUAAGAAAUUGCCGAAAAGCAAUAACAUCUGAGGAUGAUGUCGAGCCACUGCAUGCAGAUCAUGAAUCCAUGCCUGCCAAAGACUGAAAUCCUCUAGAAAUUGAACUUUUCCACUUCAAAGGAAGUGAUACAUUUAAUCGACAUAUAUAUGUAUCAGUACCUUUGAGAUUCCUUCUCCAAAUCGCCAUUUAGCUCAUCGAUUGUUUUUGCAAUGAUCAUACAAAACAAAUUCAUAUAUCAUUUCGGAGUUCAGAUCUCAAGAACCAUGAAGUUUCCAAGCAUAAGAAUAAGACAGUCCU